AUUUUGAACACGGUUUGAGCUCGUGGGCCACACAAAAUGGGCCUGAACAGAUCGGCCCGUUUAAACGUUGCUUUUAACUCAUGAAAUUAGAAGUCCAGGUUGAAGAAAAUUAGGAGUAAUAUUAGCAACUAUGCUACCAAAUUAUGCUGGGUUUAUGCAAUCCCAACAUCAAAUUCAAACCUCAUUUCAUCUAGGAACCAAACACCACCUAAUUGCCCUACGCCGAUCCGCUAUCCUACGCUCUAAGCGCACGAGUCGUGUUUGCUCUGGAAGAAGGAAGCAAACAAUCAAAUCAAUGAGGGCCGUGGUUCAGCGCGUAGCUUCUGCUAGCGUUGAGGUGGAAGGCCGCUUGAUAUCGUCGAUUGGACCUGGCCUGCUUGUCCUCGUCGGGCUUCAUGAGACUGAUGUUGACUCCGACGCUGAAUACAUAUGUCGCAAAGUGCUGAACAUGAGAUUGUUCCAAAACGAAAAUACUGGGAAAACUUGGGACCAAAAUGUGAUGCAAAAAAAUUAUGAAGUUCUAUUAGUAAGUCAGUUUACGUUAUAUGGGGUAUUAAAAGGAAACAAACCAGAUUUUCAUGUGGCGAUGCCCCCCGCUGCAGCUAAAUCAUUCUAUGCUUCUCUAGUUGAACGAUUUCAGAAAGCUUACCGUGCGGAUGCAGUUAAAGAUGGCCUAUUUGGAGCAAUGAUGACAGUUAACUUGGUGAAUGAUGGUCCGGUGACAAUGCAGCUCGAAUCAAGGGAAUCAUAAGAAUUCAAAUGGUGAUGACAGAAGAAAUAUCUGAGACCAUAUAUUUCAAGAUUCAUUCUUUCAACUCUGGUUAACUCAUCUGAAAAGUGGGCCUAUUAAAAUUUAAAAAAAAAAAUGAAAAAAAAAAUAUCCCUCGUUAGUGUUAUGAUCAGAGCAAAUUGAUAAUAUUUUCAUAUUGAUUACUGAAUUUCGAGUGUUGAAAUUUCUAAAAUGUACUUGGAAAGUAUUGGUUAAGCUUAAGCAGGUGGCACAAAAUGUAUUUGAUUUCCAUUUCGAGACCAUGUAAAGUUCACUUGACUUUUUGGGAUGAGCUUUUAGAUACCAAAUAUAAACAAAAACUUUGACAAUCA
Molecule: messenger RNA, 1101 nt
Organism: Salvia miltiorrhiza (redroot sage)
Lineage: Eukaryota; Viridiplantae; Streptophyta; Magnoliopsida; Lamiales; Lamiaceae
Exons: 8
Coding region: 131-751 (206 amino acids)
Biological process (GO): tRNA metabolic process
Cellular component (GO): cytoplasm
Molecular function (GO): D-tyrosyl-tRNA(Tyr) deacylase activity
Source: RefSeq, a predicted model, not a curated record